This is a messenger RNA of Linum trigynum, 3432 nucleotides long. The record is from the annotation of a GenBank genome assembly. NCBI's taxonomy places the organism in Eukaryota, Viridiplantae, Streptophyta, Magnoliopsida, Malpighiales, Linaceae.
UACACAUAAAGGGGUCUUAUAUGCAGUGGUCUAACAAAAUGUGAUACUUUUUAUAAUUUGAUUUUAUUAUUAGACGCACAUUACAAAAUAUUUACGUAACACCGUGCUAUAAAAAGACACGUAACAUAUGAGGAAUUACACAUAAAGGUGUCUUCUACGUAGUGGUCUAACAAAAGGUGAUACUUUUAUAAUUUGAUUUUAUUAUUAGACCGCACAUUAUGAAAUAUUUACGUAACACCGUGCUAUAAAAAGUCACGUAGCAUAUGAAGAGCUACACAUAAAGGGAACUUCUACGUUGUGGUCUACUAAAAUGUGAUACUUUUUAUAAUUUGAUACUAUUAUUAGACCUCACAUUACGAAAUAUUUACAUAACACCGUACUAUAAAAAUUCACGUAACAUAUGAGGAAUUACACAUAAAGGUGUCUUUUACGUAGUGGUCUAAAAAAAUGAGACACUUUUUAUAAUUUGAUUUUAUUAUUAGACCGCACAUUAAGAAAUAUUUACGAACACCGUGCUAUAAAAAGUUAUGUAACAUAUGAAGAAAUUACACAUAAAUGUGCCUUCUACGUAGUGGUUUAACAAAAUGUGAUACUUUUUAUAAUUUGAUUUUAUUAUUAGACCGCACAUUAGCAAAUAUUUACGUAACACCGUGAUAUAAAAAGUCACGUAUAUUAUAUCAUAUCAAACUUAUAGAGUAAUAGUUAUUUUUAAUGUAUCAACUUAAACAAAACAUAAUAUGGUGUGACUUUCGUAAUGAUUAAGACUUAUGUAAAACAUACGGGGAGAGAGAGACAUUUUUUAAGCAUUAAUUUUUUUUAUGUAUGAAUUAAACAAAACAUAAUAGGGUGUGAAUUUUGUAGGGAUUAAGACAUUACGUACAACUUAUGGAGAGAUAGUUAUUUCUUAUGUACCAAUUAAGAAAAACACAAUAGGGAAUGACUUUUAUAAUGAUUAAGUCAUUGCAUAAAACUUAUCGAGGAAUAAUCGUUUCUUAUGUAUCAAUUAAAAAUUAUUAUGCAAGUCUUUCAUAAUAUAAAUUGUAAUGAUAUUUUAAGUUGAUCAUCUCAUCAAUUUUCAUUACACAAAGUUUUAUAAGCUUAGUUAUAUUUUGCAUAAUAGUUUAAUAAAAUGUGAUACUCUUCUUAAUUUAAUUUUCUAAUUAUUUAUUAAAAUUUCUUUAUUAUUAACUACGAUAUUCAAUAUCUCAUCAAUUUGCAUUACAAAAAGGUUCCAUAAGGUAAAUUAAGUUUUACAUAAUAUAUUAGUAGAAUAUGAUACCUUUUCUAAUUUGAUAUUAUUCCAUAAGGUAAGUUAAUUUUACAUAAUAGAUAUGAUAACUUUUCUAAUUUAAUUUUUAUUAUUAGACCACACAUUACAUAAACUAAAUUAUAAAUACAUUACGUAAAAUGGAGGGUAGUUAUUUCAUAUAUUUUAGUUAAGCAAAUAUAUUACAUAAAUCUCGCCGUUGUGAAGCGCGAGCAAAAAACUAGUUGCAAUUAAAGAAAGAAGAAGAAGAAAAAAAACGGACAAAGUACACUUGCUGAACUCUGAUUGAGACAGUGGAACUUCCAAUGCAUGCGAAGGAAAAGGAAAACAGAGAGAAACAGGGAAGGUGGGGAAAAAAAUGGCGACAAUAAUAAAACCAAGGUAGCAGCUGGAGAACCCGUCAGUCACUUCGUCAUGGCGCAAGAACCGCAGGAAGAUGCUGCAAUGGCGGCCUGUACUAAACCCCAUUUCUUUCGCCCACUCCUUCCCGGUUUUGAGCAUCGGCUUUCAAUUCCAGUGGCCUUCUCCGAAAGGUUCUUCGAUGGCGGGGAAAUGGCGGGCGAAACUGCUGCCGUGCUGAGAAGCCCUGGCGGGAAAUCGUACCAGGUGAAGAUCAGUGAUGGCAGAGAGUUCAGUGAUGCGGGUUGGAAGGCGUUCGCUGCGGACCACAGCUUGCAUGUGGGCGAUUUCGUGGUGUUCAGAUAUGAUGCACGUAUGGUGUUCGACGUAAUGAUCUUCGACCCGAGUGCUUGUGAAAGAGUGUACCCUUCUUCUUCUUUUUCUCCAUCGUCGUCUCUUCCGUUCCUCGUCCCUGUCAAGCCAGAGCGUGAAACACCUCCGGUUGAUGAUGAACAACCCGAGACUGAACUAGAUAGCAGAACAACGGAUGAGAGUGGUGAUGAUCAAGUGCAGGAAACUUCAACGGUGAAAGCUGCUGCUGGGUCGGUGCCGAAAGUCCCUUUCUUUGUGGUCACUAUCGGGAGGAACACCCUGAAAAAGAACAGGCUGCCCAUUCCCAAAGAAUUUACGAUGAAGAAUAAUCUGGAAUCUCGUCGUCUUGCUAUGGUUUUGAAUGAAGAGGGAAAUUCUUGGCCGGCACAUUUGAUCAUCACCAACAGGCUUGCCUACCCUAAAUAUAGACCUCAAGUAGUUCUUGGACGAGGUAUCGGUCAAUUCCUGGAAGACAACGGGCUGCAGCUGGGAGAUACUUUCUACUUGGAACUUGUUCAAGGUGGAGAGAAUCCUGUAUUCAGAAUGUCUGGGUUGCAUUCCGAUCCUGAGGCCAUGAAAAGGGAGGUAGAAAAAGAGAGGAAAAAGAUCAAACUAAUGGAGGUAAAGGAGGUGCAAAUUCCUUCUGGGCCAUCUACAGUCAUGCAAAACCAUUUCCUCAUCAAGUUAACCAACCGCUACUUCGACGGAUAUGCACUGCAUAUCCCAAAGGAGUUUGCCCUAAAUAAUGGUUUGAUUGGUUUAAAAUGUGUAAUGAUCCUACGAAAUGAAGAAGGAAGUCCCUAUCCCGUGAAGUUAAGGAGUAGCAAGGCCGGUAGACCUUUCAUCGGAACUGGCUGGUACGACCUAGUAAGAGCAAAUCGCCUAAGAAUCGGAGAUGUCUUGAGGUUUGAACUCGUUGAAACUGGAAUGAACCCUGUUAUGACGUUUAAGGUGGUGUCACAGGAGGAAACCUGCAAUCGAGGGUGAAUACACAGAACUGUAUUGUACUGUCACUCAACAUUGUCUCACUGUCAAAGAAAGUUGUUUAGAGGAGUAAUGGAAAUGCUUAUGGUUUGUAAUCAGCAGCAGCAGCAGCAGUAAUGAAAUAUAUUUCCUUCCAAUUUGUCUUCAUCAAAGUAGCAGUGUGGAUAAGUUGAGAAUGCUCCAAAAGAGGCUGCUGAUAAGUUGGACUUGUAUCACAAGCUACAAAAAGGGUAUAAUUCCUCUGUUUUCAGAAUUACUGUACUAGACAUGCACAAGGGAAAAGCAUGAGUUCUUUGCUCACUGAUUGAUCGUUUAUAAAAGUUUGUGAACCAUUUAUGGAACUAUUUAUACUUGUAAGAAGAAUAUGAUGAAAUUAUUGACAACCAUGAACAAUUAGAAUCACAUCUAUCAUCAAGGUUUUCAUGAAACAUCCAAAUGUCUCACAGAAAUCAUAAAUAUUUGAUCAAAAC